CUGUGUGGAUUUGCUUUGUUUGCAUUAAAAUUCAGAAAUUCAAAUUUCAAGCAGUUAUUGUCGCGUCGUUGUAAGUGCAAGAAGGCUGGUGUAAGAAAAAGAAAAGAAAGAAAUAGGAGAAUUUCUAAAAGUUAAUUCAAUUGAAAAAUAUACUUCAAUUGUUCUUGUUAUAUUUGUUAUAAAAAGUAUUAAUUGUUUAAAAAAUAUUAUAAUUUUAAUAUUUACAAAAUAAAAUGGAUCCUUUCACUCAGCGCAUGCUUGAGAAAGCGGAACAGCGCAGUCGUGCCCUUGGUAUAAGUAAUGCUAGUAAAUAUCCGCUAGCAGAUGCAUCCUCGGACGUUAUUGCCUCUAACGCAUUAAUGCCAAAUCAGCUUAAAACAAAUCAAAAGGAACGAAUACAAAAACAACCACAACAGCCGCAGCAAAAAACUAGCGUAAUAUCUGCUUCAAGCAUUGGCGGAAAAAUAAUUGAACGAAUUCCUGCAGAUGCUUCUAAAAUUCCUCCAAACACCGUAGUAAACUUUUCCAAUGUGAAUAAGGAAAAUGUAGAUUUGGGAAUAGAAAUUAAUAUUAUGACAAAUAACGAUGUAGAGGUACAAGUUGAAGUAGAAGAACGGGAUAUAACAGAUAGUGAAGAAGAUUGUGAAGAUAACAGUAAGCUACCAAAAGAAGCAAUAAAUCAACCUUUAGCCAAAAUACGUGAUACUUCACGUAAUCGUUUGCAGAGGUUAGGUGCACUCUACUCGAACACUGAUGAUUUAUCGUCUCCAAUACAUCGGACUGAAGCACAGUUUCAUGCUGGUUCCUCUGAUGAUGCAUGUUUAAAUGACAGCCCCUCAAAAUCGAAACAACGGUAUGGUAGACUUGCAGCUUUAGCUAACUCUAUAAACCAAUGGGAAGAUGAUACACAGCAUCAUCAUAUAAAUACAAUUCCACCACCAAAACCUGAUUUACCUAGUAGAAAACUUGCAGACACAGCUAAAAAUUGUCAAAAAAUAACACAAUCGCAGGCAACAGUACCAAACCAAACUACUGAAGAAGUAAAACAAAAUGACUCCUGUGAUCGUAUUAGCAGCAGUAAAACUAAACAGCUUAAUUGGGAUCCCAAGGUUAUAAAUUCACUUGAAGCACAAGGUUUUCAGAGACGAGAAUCCACAACAACUAAGCUAGCUUACGAUUAUACAAACAAGGAAUGUAAUGUGAACCGAGAGAGAGACCUCGAUAAACAACAAAAAGAACAAACAAAGUUAUGCACUAAUCCAGUUAAUAAUAAUAUAUCUAAAAACUUAAAAAAUACAGUAAAUGAAGAAUUAGAGAAACCAAAAUUGGCAAACGUCAAACCUGGUUUAGUCUCAGGACGUGCCGCUGUUUUUGAGCAUAAGGCCGCUACAGCAAAUCAACAAUUGCAGCGUCCACAGAAAGAUCCUACCGAAUUAUCGCUAAAGGAACGUUUGCAACUGUUUGAAAGAAAUAAAGGAGAAGCUCUUGUACCAAAAGCUGCGUUCGGAAUGGCACCUUCUAUUAGCAAGAUAUUGCAAGACAAAAAAGAGGAAGCAAAAUCAAUUACAUCACAUGCACAGAUAGCACCACCGGUUUGCAUUAAAUCAAAUGUUGGUGAUUGUAAAGUACGUGACAAAGUAGCCGCGUUGGUGGCAAACGCUAAAACAAUCUCAGAGUCUAAAAUUAAAGCUGACAUUUACAAACAACGUCAGGAAGAUAUGCAGAUAUUGGCGAAUCGAGCUAAUCAGCAGAAGGAAUUGUUUGAAAAAAAUAUGGAAAUCGAAAGCAAUACAAAAACUGUGUCUGCAGGAGUACAAUCAGAGUUUAUAAAAAAUAAAACUGCUGCUUUAAUAGCAGCUAGUAGUGUUGUACGUCCGUCGCCACCUCCACCACCACCACCAAUGCCUAAAUUUGUUUCCAAUCAAUUAACAGCCAAACGAAGAUCACCCGGAAAUACAAUUGACGAUGAAAGUAAGCGUGCUAAGAAAUCAAAUGUGCCGCUUUUAUCUUCACAUAAUAUUGAAGCAGUUCAACCUAAGAAUCAGUUAUAUCCUGCAUUAUCCGAUUUGGAAUCAAACGAUUCAGAAUCAUAUAUAGACAACUGCUGUACGACUGCAACCGUUUCUGCGGGUGACGCUGCUGAGGAUGAUAAUGAAAAUGAAAGUUACGUGGAAUCUGAGGAGGCUGAAGAUAGCAGCGUUGGGAUAUGCGAUGGUAGUUUGGGUAGAGAAAUAAUGCAAGUUGUAAAGCACAACGAACACAACAGCCACGAAAAACACGAACAAAUGCAGUCAAGGAGUACCAAG
Molecule: messenger RNA, 2306 nt
Organism: Teleopsis dalmanni
Lineage: Eukaryota; Metazoa; Arthropoda; Insecta; Diptera; Diopsidae
Product: anillin-like
Exons: 6
Source: RefSeq, a predicted model, not a curated record